This is a messenger RNA of Lingula anatina, 9943 nucleotides long. RefSeq names its product proto-oncogene tyrosine-protein kinase ROS. Gene Ontology annotation, cellular component: plasma membrane; signaling receptor complex. Lineage: Eukaryota; Metazoa; Brachiopoda; Lingulata; Lingulida; Lingulidae. Gene Ontology annotation, biological process: regulation of TOR signaling; multicellular organism development; cell surface receptor protein tyrosine kinase signaling pathway. The record is from RefSeq and is a predicted model, not a curated record. Gene Ontology annotation, molecular function: ATP binding; protein binding; transmembrane receptor protein tyrosine kinase activity.
UUCCGCACACAAAAUCAUGGUAGACUACGGUGCUUGCGGACACGAUGAAACAACUUUUAGUUUUUCCACUCACAUUUACUGUAAUUUAUUUUAUUCAGCGAACUAGUGGUGAUGAACAAGUUAAGCAACAAUGUACAGAAGGAUGUAGCCAAGUUCUGAAUGAUGUGAAUUACUUUGAUGAUCUGAAGUGCAACACAUCUUGCAGAGAAACACAGUGCCAGAAUGGUUGUGAUAUAUGGAGGAAGAGUGCAAAUAAUGUCCUACCCUGCAGUGAGGCAUGUAACUCUUCAGGCAGCAAUCAAAAUCAACUGCAGUUUUGUACAAGAGGAUGUAACUUAGCAAUGGAUAUAUAUGCGCAGAAAAUAAAUGCUACAUUAGGUGCCCUAAAACAGCCUACAUUAGUUCCUGGAGGUUUAAGCCAUUCAUCUGUGAUCUUACACUGGGAACCCCCAAUUGACAACCUCACAUACCAUCUGCAGGGGAAGUUUGCCCAGUUUCCAGACACUUGGAAGUACUUUGACAAUGUGGAGAAGUUGGGAAAUGAAAACAUGCUUGUUAAAAAUCUCCGUCCCUAUGUACAGUACAAGUUUCAAGUCAUGGUUGUGAUCACACCCAGGCAUCUUCUAGAAACCCCAGAGAGUUAUGCCAUCCAGACACUGCCUUUUGGGGUUCCUGCCAGUCCACCCAAGUUGACGAGCAUUUCUGUUGAAUCUCCUACUGUUAUCCAAGUGUCAUGGCAACCUCCCAUGUUUCCAAGUGGACCAUUGGUCAGAUAUGAUGUAGAGCUCACAGACUUAAGUAAUCCAGACAGAGACACCAUCACGAAGGACAUAGGCUUACAAACUAGCUGUACCUUUACCAGUCUGAAGCCAAGUACCCAGUAUUCUGUGAGCAUUGCUGCUGUAAACAUGGAAGGAUUGGGCCCUGCAGUAUAUGGGAAUAUUACCACCAGUGGACUGGGAAAUGACAGCUCUUCUCCGCCCUUUCUGGUAUUCAGUGCAGCAAAGACCAUCUACAGAUUAAACAUGCAGGAUAUCAUCGCUGAUCCUGAAAUUAUGACAACUGGCAGGUCAGAUAUCACAGCUACACCAGGACUCAAGAUAAUAUAUAACAGUUCCACUGAGGUCCAAGGAGCUGCUGUACAUGUUUGGAAGCAGUUAGCCUUCUUCUCUGAUAAGACUAAUUCACUGAGCAGAUUGUCUCUGAUUGACAAUUCUGUGGAUGUCAUAUAUACCAGUUCUGCCAGGCUAAGCAGUGUUACAGUUGAUUGGCUAAACGAUCAGCUGUGCUUUGUUGAAGGACAAAAUAUAAGUUGCUGUUCUCUGGAAGGCAGCCAUUGUAAACCAGUUGUGACAGGCUUGAUCUUGACACCUACCAGCAUAUACUUGGACCCUUACCAUGAUAAAGGAUAUUUGUACUGGACCCAAGGUGGCAUGACUGAAGCAAGUGGCAUGUACAGAGUUACUUUGACUGAAAUCUCAACAGGACCUAUACAGCCAACCCUAUCACAGCAUCUCAUUCUACAGCAACACAAUCUCUCCACCAUGACAGUAGAUCUACAGAACUUUUUCUUAUACUAUCCAAAUAACUUUCAGUCAUCUUUGAUGAAGGCUAAUUUAGAUGGCACAGACAGUGUAGUUGUAAGGAAGGAUGUUUCAAUGAGUGUUCAGAAUUUAAUUUACUUCAGUGGAACCUUUUAUAUGAGUGAUCAAGUUGAAAUUAAUUUUGAGGAAUAUGACAGCUCAAGAGACGAGUACUUUUACAAUGAGGUUUAUAGAAUGUGGGAUGAACCUGUGACCGGAAUGAGUGUGUUACAUACUCUAGUACAGCCUGUGCCAGUUCCUUCUCACUGGCCUACUCAGCUACAGGUGAUCUUUUCUAGUGUGACUGGAGUAAUCACAUGGAGGCUGCCAAGCAGAGGGUUUGGAUCAGAUUCCAUGUCACAUCACCUGUGGUUCACCUUAAUGGUCUCUGAGAGCAGGACAGGGCAGAUCUGGAAGUUUGAUAGGAUACAGAAUUUUAGCUAUACUAUGGAGAAUCUCCAGCCAAAUGCUACAUAUUCAGUCAAAAUCCGUGCCAGUUCAGAUGGUGGAAACGGACCAUGGUCACCCACUUUUAUUGGCAAGACACUGUUUGAGGGUUUAAAUGCUGCCAAGAUAGCAAUUGCCAAUCCAUCUGGUCUUUACCUUACUAAUGCCAUAGGGAGAAACUUGCAGUGGAUCAUCAAUACAACAGAAAUGGAAGGCACAAUAACAGAUAUAUCUUGUUGGGGUGAGCACUAUAUCCUUAGCUGGAGCACCAAAAAGGCAUCUCUGUACAACACCAGUACCAGUACUUUAUUAGAGCUAGGCCACGUUAAACUACCUACUGCCAUUGCUGUGGACUGGAUUGGAGAGAAGCUAUACUGGAGCAGCUUGAACAGUGUGAUUUAUAGGUCUAACUUAAAUGGCAGUUACAUAGAGUCUGUGUACCAGUUGCAGUCACCAGUAAGAGACCUUGCCAUAGACUCCGCUGGUGGAUUUAUGUAUUGGAACACUCAUCACACUGUGGAAUGCAGCAGACUGAAUGGAGAUGAACAUUUUUACUAUGUUAAAUACUCAUAUUUAGCCAUUCCUCAGGCCCUUGGCUUAACAUUAGAUUUGGAUAAGAGACUUGUGUAUUGGUUAGUAGUUGAUAUGACAAAGUCGUGUCUGUACUCUGCCAGUAUGGCAAGUGGAAGAUUGGGAGAGAAUCCUGCCUCAACAGUCAGCGUGGUCUCAAAAAUUGAAGAUUUUUCUAGGUUACCAGUAUUGCAUUAUUUCCAAGGGCACAUUUAUUUCUUGGAUGACCAUAGUACAUUGACUGUUGGCAGUGAAAAAGGAGAUCAUUUGGCUAAAAUGCUGCUUCCCUUGCAGAAUGUGUCUGCCAUAAAAAUCAUGCAUCCUUCACUAGGACGUACAGGUUUUGUCCAAAAAUCUACUGAUCUUGUGGAGAUAAAUGUGCUUCCUGCAGUGAUACCAAAGUCUUCAAUUUACCUGCAAGGCAAUUGGACAGAAUUUGAAGUGAUUUGGACUCCAGACCAGCAGCUGAACUAUGGGAGCUUGUUCUAUGAGGUUGCAUUGUAUUACCCUAAUUUCCAAGAUGCACAGAUCGUGUCAGAAUCAUCUUUGAUGAUAAGAAGUAUUCCUCCAUACACCAGUCUCAAUGUGACAGUGAGGCCGUACACAUACUGGCACACUGGACUGCCCACUUCUGUCACACUGCGGACUCCUAUGGGAGUUCCAGGUGAACCAUCUCAUGCAAAUGCUUUUGUUUCCCACAAGAGGAAUGUUUUUGGAAAAGUUAUACUUAUUGCUGUUGAAUUCCAUUGGAGAAAACCAGAAAGAGAAAAUGGUGUCCUCAUUGCUUAUCAUUUGACCUAUAUUAUUGGUACUGGUGAAAAGAUCCAGCUACAGCUUCCAGGACAUGUCACUUUGUUCAAACUGAAUGGAACCAGAAAUGAAGCAUAUUCUUUCCAGGUUCAAGCAUGCACUUAUGUUGGUUGUGGAAAAUAUUCAGAUCAAGUUGUUGUUAACUCCAGCAUUGAGGUGCCUCCUCCUAAAUUGCUUCUACAGACAGCAUCAUCCAUCCGUGUAUUUGAUGCUGACAGGGGUAGAGUAGAUACCACAGUGACCAGAGGAACUAAUGUGGUCGUCUCUACAUACAUAGCUCAUGAUGGCAGCUUCUUUUGGGUAGAUGCCUUAAAGUUGUUCCGGAAGAACACUGAAAUGGACUUACAGAAACAGGUUCUUCACACUCUUGUAAACCCUCCUCAGACCUUGACAGCAGACUGGGUAGCCAGGAUAUUGUAUUGGGCUGACUAUGAUGACCAGAGUGGGAGAAGCAGUGUAUGGUCAUUUGAUCUAAAUAGGCAAGACCAAGCAAGAGUACAGAUGUUGUAUCAGACUAAUCAGAACAUUAAAGUUCAACAGUUGCUUACAAACCCAUUGCAAAGCAAACUGUCUUGGCUUGAGUUGUACAACAGUGGAAUGAACAGGGUAGUAGAGAUGGACCUGAAAAGUAAUGAAAUCACUCAGAUUUUACCUCCAAUAUAUGGCAACCACUAUGGUCGCAGGAGGAAGAGGGACACAAACUGUAACUGCCCCAUGGAAGCAACAGUGGGACCAGCUGUAGCCAUGUUGGUUAGUGAGAAUGGACAACAAGAAUACUAUUGGGUAGAUACCUCACUAGGGCAACUGUUGAAGUCUGACUCCACAGGAUGCAUGUGUCAGUUGAUAGCAAAUUCUUCUGUGAUGGCCUCUUUAGGUUUCACCCCUAGUUCAUUGAGCAUUGACAGAGAAUUCCUUUAUCUUCUCAACGAGACUGAAGAAAGGUUGUAUUUAUUGCCUAGAGUUGCCGGAUUAUCUGUGCAGGCACUAGAUGUUGCAGGGACAAAAAACCUUGUGGCGUUUGGUGAACAUCUACAGCCAAUGCCAGAUUCAUCAUGUCUGCUGAUAACCAACUACACGGAGACCCCUGUCAAACUGUCAGUUCAGAGUAGCAGUAUUGCACUUCAAAUACCUCCUGUGAGGUUCCCAGUCAAAUGUGACUCUGUUAACCUUCCCACAGUGCAGUACCAAGUGUAUUAUGGGAAAGAAAAUGGCAGUGAUGCAAAAAAGGUUGUUUACGGCCAAGAGGUAACAAUAUCAGGAUUGGAGCCUUAUACAAAUUAUACAUUCCAAGUAGCUGCCAGCAAUUAUUACUCUGCACCUGAACCAGAUCCAGGCCCCCUUGUGGUGUUCAAAACUAGUGCUGGAACACCAUCAGAGCCAGUCAACGUCAAGUCAGAAACUCUAACACCGAAAGAAAUUUCGGUAAGCUGGGAGCCUCCAUUGAAUCCCCAUGGGCCACCUGAAGACAUAACUUAUUCUGUGAUGUGGAGAAGUUUAGACUACACAGGGAGAGUAGUGUCAGGACAAACUCCCCGGGGGCCUUACAUUGGCCAUAAAGCCGAAAUUGAAAACUUAACUGCUGCUGUUACUUACAGCUUUCAGGUACUGGCUUAUGACCAAGCUGGUGAAUACUACAGCAUAAGUAAGGAAAUCAUCAACACCACCUUUGAGUACCCAGGGAGACUGAAAUUUGAGAACAGCACCAGUGACACCAUCACCAUUUCCUGGAUGUCACCACAAGAUGGCAGUGUGCUCAGACACAGAUUUCGGCUUGCAGAGGUGAAGACCCCAUUGAAGUGGAAAGACUCUGAACAUCUUGGGUUUAGAACCAAACCAAAUAAUUUGUAUUCACAAACCUUCCAAAAAUUGACCCCAAACACAGAGUAUGCCUUUAGGGUUAGGACAAUGCUGACUUCUCGUCACCUAUUUGAGUGGCCAACAGAUGCAAGCUUUACGUGCAAAACAACAGCAUCAGUUCCAGGAGAACCCAUACCACCAAAGCUUACCACUUUAAGUUCAGGUGCAUAUGAAGUGUUCUGGUAUCCACCUGAGGAUUUUGGGUCACUGAUAACACAAUACAGGCUAGAGUAUAUGCCUGAUGACUAUACUGGCAAUUGGUCUCUAGCAUAUAAAGGAGUAAACACUAAGUGGACAGCUCAGGGAUUAGAUGGUGGUCAGAAGUACAUCUUCAGAGUGGCUGCUUAUAAUGCCAUGGGUUGGGGACCUUUCAGCUCAAACAGUUCAUCUUUCUUUUUGCCUGUGGUAGCAGCUCUAACAGGUGCAGAGGACAGUAAUUUGACCUCCAUAUUGGUUGGCUUGUUUGCUGUCAUUGUUUUCCUUGUGGUCAUUGCUGGAGUGGUACUCUUUCUGGUUUUCAAAAAAAGGAAUGAAGAGAAGAGAAAUAGGUCUUCCUUUAUAAACAACAACGGCUGCCAUUAUGAUGCACCACGUACUCCUGAUAUAGAGCUGGCUACUCUGCGAGAGUUACCCAGGAUAGCAUACCACACAAAUACUACAUUAUAUGGCAUGGGCAUAAACCCAUCAGAGGAUGAGAUUGCUGCAUUGCCCCACUUCCGACGCGACCAGUUGACAUUAACGCAGCUUCUGGGUAGUGGAGCAUUUGGUGAGGUCUAUGAGGGAGAGGCCACUGAUGUACUAGGACAAGCUACAGGCCCCACCAAAGUAGCAGUCAAGGUAUUGUCAUUAUAUUACUACAUAGCAGCUCUAACAGGUGCAGAGGACAGUAAUUUGACCUCCAUAUUGGUUGGCUUGUUUGCUGUCAUUGUUUUCCUUGUGGUCAUUGCUGGAGUGGUACUCUUUCUGGUUUUCAAAAAAAGGAAUGAAGAGAAGAGAAAUAGGUCUUCCUUUAUAAACAACAACGGCUGCCAUUAUGAUGCACCACGUACUCCUGAUAUAGAGCUGGCUACUCUGCGAGAGUUACCCAGGAUAGCAUACCACACAAAUACUACAUUAUAUGGCAUGGGCAUAAACCCAUCAGAGGAUGAGGUUGCUGCAUUGCCCCACUUCCGACGCGACCAGUUGACAUUAACGCAGCUUCUGGGUAGUGGAGCAUUUGGUGAGGUCUAUGAGGGAGAGGCCACUGAUGUACUAGGACAAGCUACAGGCCCCACCAAAGUAGCAGUCAAGACUUUAAGGAGAGGUGCCAAUGAUUCAGAAAAAGAAGAAUUUUUGAAAGAAGCAUUAUUAAUGAGUAACUUCAAACAUAAUCACAUUCUGAGGCUGCUUGGAGUCUGUCUUGACAAUGAUCCUCAAUUUAUUAUCCUAGAGUUGAUGGAUUGUGGAGACUUACUGUCCUUUUUAAGGGCAACAAGACCUUCACAUCUUGGACAGACUGCACUCACAUUCCCUGAUCUCAUCUCCAUCUGCUGUGAUGUAUCCAAAGGUUGUAGUUAUCUAGAAGACUUACACUUUGUACACAGAGAUAUAGCUGCCAGGAACUGUCUAGUAUCUUGGAAGGACAACAAGAUUACUGUAAAAAUUGGUGACUUUGGCCUCGCUAGAGACAUCUACAGAAAUGACUACUACAGGAAAGAAGGAGAGGGGCUCCUCCCUGUACGCUGGAUGUCCCCUGAGGCCCUGAUUGAUGGGGUUUUCACCACACAGUCUGAUGUUUGGGCCUAUGGUGUAUUGGUAUGGGAAGUGUUAACACUGGGUCAACAGCCAUACCCUGCCAGGACAAACCUGGAGGUACUGCAAUUUGUACGUGGCGGAGGAAGGCUUGAUCGCCCAGAAAACUGCCCUGAUGAACUUCACGAUUUGACAUUGAAAUGCUGGAGCUUUAAUGCAAAAGAUAGGCCAACAUUUCACCACAUUGAAGAGAGGCUUAUUCACUUCAUGGAGCUAUCUCAAGUCCCAGACAGUGCCUUCUCUGGCACAGUUAAAGUGAGGAGACUCUCUGGAGGCUGCUUUGAUAACCCUGCUUUUGCUGUUGAUGUGGAGAAUAACAAUAAAUACCAACAACAGCAACAACUGCCAAAUACCAGUCUGUCUGUGGAGUUACCUGCAGCAGAAAGUGGCUCAAGAAAUAAAAUCGGUGGCUCUGUGAAACUAACUCCAACCAGCAAAAGGAAGAGGCUCCAGUCCCUGAUAGGGGAUGCAGACCUGGAUAGCACUUCAGAGAGCACAGAAGUAUUGGACUCCAGCUCAGGAGACAUUUCGCAACUGCCAAGAAAAAAGAAAACUCGCAAGGUGAAGAAAGCUGUUUCCAUGGACCAUAUGCAUGCUCCUAGGCUACAGGGAAUUGCGCAUAGGACUCCCAGCAAUGCAAAUGACUAUUUGACUGCGAGGCAUCAUUCACCUCACAGAUACCUGGAACUUCUGCCAGACGGCUCUUCUCCUGGGCAUCAAGUAGGCGUAGGUGGUGCCUCAGCUGGUAAAGUUAAUUAUUCACAAGUUGUCAAUGGACUUCCAAGUUCAACUGCAAAUAUGCAGAGGUCUGCAGCAAAAGCCAAUAAGGCCCCACAAACUGUCAGUUAUGCACAGCUUGGUGGUCUGUCAGAUGACAAUUUGGGUGAUGAUACUAAUGUGACAGAAGACAAAAACCAUAAAACAUCCCAUUCACAGCUUCACAGUUCUCAAGAUAGUUUAGAUGAUGGUUUAGUAGACUUUGGGAAUCACAAAAGCGCUGGCAUGAAACUGAAUUAUGCCACUUUGGCACUUGGGGAGUCUGCAGCCUCAGGAGGGAGUGAUGCAGAAGAAAGUGAAAUAGAGGGAGAAAGUCAAAAGUUGAUGCAUGAUUCAUCUAAUUUAAAUUAUGCUGAUCUGGAAGGAACAGGGGACGAUGAGUCUGACAAAGAAAAUGGUGCUGAUACAGAUGAUGCUUCAGGUUCAGGUUCAAAUUCUCCAGAGAGGCAUAAAGAACGUCUUCCAGGUUAUGAAAAUGUCAACUUUGAAGCCAACUCUGGUGGCCAUACAAAUAGCCACAGUUCAGACAGAGUGAGAUAUGCUAAUUUGCCAGAGAGUGAUCGCUCAGAUAAUGAAGAUGAUACAUCUUACAGAAAACCCCUGUUCAAAGAGCCACACCCAAAUAAAAAUAGAAAAAUAAAAAGACCCCAUGGAUCAAACAGUAUAUUGGUUUUGCCAGACUAUUCAACAGCAAGUAAAAAGAAAGAUAAUGGAAGUACUUAUUCAGAAAAGCAAGAGUAAGACUGCAGGCAGAGUUGGAAGAUACCCAUGAUGACAUUCUUAUGUAAAAGUCACUGGACUUCUGCACACUUUUUAACAUGCAUAUUUGCCCCAUAAUUACUUAACUUUAUUUUUGUUUUAAUUUGCUAGUAAUUAAGCUAGGUGAAAAAGCUGAUUGAAUUUGAAAUUGGCUUGAUUUGUUUAUUUUUGAUGAAGUUAUUGGAACAAACAAGGUACAAAUCUAGGAUAUUUGUUUUGAAGUCUGUUGUCCAAUGUUUUCUUUAAUCUAAUAUAUUGUACUAUUUAAGAGGUUGUUACAUCUUAAAAUUGUAUCUUUUUGGGGGGAAAUUGCUGAUUUUUUUUCUUUUUUUUUUUUUUUAGAAAUUCUUGAAAACUUUUUCACUAUUCAUCUUACCUAAGAAUGAAAACUGCCAUUUAAUCUUUGAAUGUUUAGUGUCUGUAUAUGUUUUAUAUUUGAUGUCUAGUUAUUGGUUGGACUUAUGAGGACUUAGCCAGGAUUGGUUUGUAGCCUAUAUGUGACUUUGACUCUUUAAGGACUUGACAUAACAGCAAACUGUGAACUUCUUUUGCUAUUUUGUAUGUUUCUAGAACUUAUUAUGUGCACUACAAGCAAAAUAGAUUAAAGACUAUGGUGCUUAUUAUACUCAUGCUAAGGAAUUUUUCAUUUGAUAAAUACACUUUAUUGGGCGAGUUAAAUCAAAUGUUCAUCUUAUGUGGUUUGAAAAAUAGUUGGUGAAGCUGUGCAAUAAUAUCCAAUGCCAAAGGAACUUAAACUGCACAGAGCACUGCAGGCUUACAUGUUAGCUUUUAUAUUGUGCAAUAUGUGUUAUAUUCCCUGCUAAUGCAUAAUCUGAUUCUGAACUAUUUAUAAAUUUUCUACUCAUUUGUCAAUAACAUUGAUUUAAAUAACAUGGACGUAUAUGUGUACCAAGGUACAAAUCUAGGAUAUUUGUUUUAAUUGCAACAGGGUUUUCCACUGUAGUAAUUUUUUGUCUUUAAUUUGCUUGCUUUAGCUCCAAGAAGAAUUCAUUUUGUAAUGUACUUUUAUAUAUACUUAAAGGCAGCAUGCUGAUAUUGUCCCUUUUGUUUAGUUUUCUUUGAAUGUGUGGAACAUUUUUCUAUGUUGCAAUUUCAUUUUAAAACAUUUUUCUUUUAUUAAUCAUAAAUGAUGCAGUGGUGCUCAGUUUGGAGUCUCAAACCCUUCUGGUUAAUGAUAGGACGUAUUUUAUCCAGUGAAACUCAUUUUUGUUGACUAUGAAUUAGAAAUGUAUCAUAAAAUUUGUAAAUUAAAAUAUUAUUUUACUGCAACAGUGUAGAGCAGUGGUCUUUUCAUAUCAUUUCAAUUUGAAAUAAAUCUACUAUUUGCA